UUGUCUCUCUCCAUGUCUUUGUAUUAUCUUGAAGAAUCAGAGCAGAGCCUGAGAGGCACCACAGACAGAGAAAUACAAAGCUACAUACACAAAGUAAGCGGAGCCACACCAACGUGUGUGCACUGCAAAUUAGCACAAACAUAGCGAUCACAUUUAGAACAACAUAAUUGGUAAACAGAACACUUAACGUGUUCUGUAGACAGACACAUUAUUUGCUUAGAACUACACAUAGGUACAUCCAAAACCUACGUAGUUACACGCCCACGGACCCACAGGCAUACAGCGUGACAGCCACACACACAAAAAUUAAUGACCAAAUGGUUGCACAGGAACACUGACACCUCCUUGCUCACGCAUGUAUUCCCAAUCAGUCAUUCAGGGUCACAGCUCUGCUGAGACAUGGAAUUUUCUGUUUUCCUUCUGGGGGUCCUGAGCUCAGCACAAGCCAUUGGCAGUUCUCCUAGUAUACCAAUACUGCCUGUCUCUAUUGAGGUAAAAGAUGUACCCCAAUAUUUCCGAUUACAGCGGGCAGCACCUGGGGAAGAAUCUGUGCCAACACAUGGUAAUAUUGCACAGUCGCACAGUGAGACUUUUAUUGUCACGCGCCUAGGAUCACGUGAACCACAUGUACGGGCUUCCUAUCAGCACCUACAAGUUCAAGAGAAUGUUCCAUGGAAUAAACUGGGAGCCAGGAUAAGAGGUGUACAAGGAGAGGUAGUAGGAGAUGAAGUUUCGCCCUCUGAUCCUGUAACACGUAUUUUGUUUCACCGAUCCGGUGUUGAUGGCCAGGCCCGUGGUGCACAGAACACAUGUGUAAACGUACGAGGAACAUAUGAUGGAGUAAAUGUGGAAGGUUCGUGCAGGAUACAGCUACCCCUUGAUGUUUGUGUUGUUGAACUGCUCUUCUCACCAUCCUGGUUCUCACUUUCAACCUUGCCUUUAAAUGUUACUCUGACUUACAUGGUUUCAGAUGACUGCAAAAGCAUGGGUGAGGUAUCAGAGGUAGCUGGAUCAGUACGUGUGGUUAGUGUAGGCACACCAAGAAUACAGCAAGUCAGUGUGGGUGACUCGGUUACAAUAUCUCUGCCUGACAAGACCCUUUUACCAGGUGAAGUGUUCACAGCCUCCAUAAACCUCAGACAAAACUGGACACAACCAAGCUUCAGCUUAAGGGUGCGGUGUCGUACUGGAUUAGAGCUUCUUUUUGCUCGAUCUGCUGCACCUAACACCUGGGCUAUAAAAACAGAGAUGCAGAAAGGUGCCAAACACCACACUGUGAUUGGGCAUGUGACACAUCGGGGAGCUUCUGAGCGCAGGCCUUUACCAGCAGUUGCCCUUCUAGAUUUUCUUGUUAGUAACAUUUCUGUUGGAUCUGCUGUCUCUCGACGAAUCACAUUUCAGUUGGACAUCCCUGGAAGCAGUGUAGUAGCAGCAGCAGCAGCAGGUGUGCGUGGGAGUGCUGAGGUUCUGGUUUCUGACAGAGAUCUUCGAGCCAUCCUACCACUGGUGAAGUCUCAUGAGAUCUUAAACACAGCUCCCCUCACGGGCAUAUCACAGAAGAUUCCAGUCCGUGUGCUUGCUAUAGAGGCGGGGGGAACAGUUCUGGAUGUCACCAAGCAAGCUGGCUGUGAGACCCCCAAUGCCCAGAUUGUACAGGUGUCCGAUGGCUGUGACUUUUUAUUUGUGGGUGGCAAGGAGACUCAAGGAGCUCUGGGUGUGAAAGUAGAGUUUUGGUUGGAACGCCUCCGUGCCUCUUUGUCUCUCUCUCUUUGGGUCCCACUUCUGCCAUUACGAAUUGAGGUAUCUGAUACCAAUCUACAACGCCUGCAAGGUUCUGGGUUAGUAAGUACCUCUCUGGAAGAUGAUGGUGGGGAGCGAAAAACUUCCAGUGAUCGCAGGAGCCAGAGCUGCCGUCCUCUAUAUCAAAGAGCACGUGUUCGUUUUCUUGCAUAUUUUGUGGCUCACUCUUUGGAUGGUAGUCGGCAGCUAACUUACCUAUUAGGCACUGACUGGUUGUUGGAUGUCUCCCCUUUAAUUCGAAGUCAGGCUGUGAUUAGAGAUCCACACAUUGCACGACUAGAAGAGGAAGGAAGCAUCUUGAUUGGACAGGAGCCAGGAGUUACAUCAGUAGAGGUGCGAUCUCCUGUUUCACAUUCCAUCCUUGGAGAGCAGACUGUAUUAGUGUCAUUGGAAACUGUUUCAGUCUUGGAGCUACGAUCAAACCUAAUGUGGGGGGUGAACUUAUCUGUCAGCACAGCUGAAAUCAAACAUCCAGGGGUAUUUUCUGUUCUGUGCCAAUCAAAUAAUUUAGAGAUGAUUCCAAAGCAGGAGUCCGCACUGUCUCUCUGGUUUCUGUUCAGUGACUUUUCUACUGCUCCAGUUAAUAUUUAUGAUCCCUUAGAUCUAACAGUCAUGGUUGUGUCCUCUGACCCUUCUGUUUUGUCGGUUCGUCGCCCUCUGAUGAAUGGAAACUCUUGGUCUUUGCCAGUACUUGUUUUUGAGAAUGCAGGGCAAUUGCCCUUGCUUAGAUUUUCUAUUUUACUCCCAGAGCGAUGUCAAGAGGAAGAAUCCUCUGGUGUGCUUACUGCUGGCUAUGUCCGUGUUACAUUCCCUAGUAACAGAACUGAAGGUGGAGAGCACCAGUCAAGUGAUAUAAUUCAAAGUGACAGUGACCUUAUAACAAAGGAUGGUGAGAUGAUUUCUAGUGCCAACAAUAUCAUUCCUGGGACUAAUGAUAUAAUUAUCAGGAGUGAUGACAUUAGACAUGAAGAUGAUGACUCUAUUUCUGGUGCAGAUGACAUUAUUACAACACGUUGGGGUAUCCCUGGUUUGGAAGAAGGACUGUAUGGGCUUCUUGCCAUAUUCUCUCUCCUUACAUUACUUUUUCUUCUUAGUUGUGUAGCUUUUAUCAUGAGGCACAGGAAAAAGUCACCUCCAGAAGGCCCUGGAAAUCCAGAGGCCCCUAACUGGGUAUGGUUGGAGGGUCAGGAAGUUGAUAGUCAAAGGAACCAAGGAGGAGGAAAUGUAAGAGAAGAAGAAGAAGAUGAAAAUGAGCAGUGGGAAGGAAGAGAAAGAGGCCCACAAAGUUUAACAAGCACAUUCCAUCCUGUAAGAAGCUCACAUGAUCCAGAGACAAGCAUUUGUCCUCCAUCUGAUCCAUGUUCCUUUUCUACACCUACAAGCCUAUCCAGGGCAUUACUAGAAGCUAAGAGACCUGAGGUUAUGUCUUUCCAAACAGCAACAACAAACGGAAGCGAAAAAAGGGGGGACAGGGUGCCAGAUGAUCCUUCUGUGCGCUCAAUUCUGGUAGCCAGUGAGGAAGAUAUUAUGUGGGUAUGCAAAGACAUGGGUAUUAGGGAACCCCAGGAAAUACGGAGUUAUAUGGAAAAGAUCAGGGGGGAAACUCCACCCCAAAGUGAUAGGAGAAGAGAAGGGCCUUGGGGGAGGGGUAUUGAAGUAACAGGAGCCUCUGUAAGGAGGCUUACUUAAUGUUUUUGAGAAGAAGAAAAAUUUUGUUAAUUUACGAUCCAUUUAUAGAUAAGAGUGAACAACUUUGUGAGUGAUUUGGAUGAGUAGUUAUUGAUUUCAAAACAUAAAUGCAUUCAGUAUUACCUAAAGAGAUAAGAAAUUAUGGUAAUGUCUCUGAGCCAUCUCUGUAUGGAAUUGUUCAUAUUUUUCUCUUUGAUCGAGGGAAAAUAAGAAUUGGAAUUAUUAUUUAAAAGAUUCAUAGACUUGUUGCUGCAUACAGUUUGUGAUUUUAUAUAAAGGAUGGGUUUUCGGCAUUAUGAUAUUAUCUAUAACCCUUGGUUUAGUGAAGAAAGGCAUGGCCUGUUCUGAGUCUGCUAGCAGUGCUCUUCAACUACAGUUUGUUUUCAAAUCAUCAUCCCUCUAAUCCAGUUUUGAUUACACAGUAAUUUUGAUCAAAGUUUUCCAUUUAGAAUUUAUGGAGCUUAUAAAAUAUUUGUGCCAUAGAGGCAAACCUACA
Xenopus tropicalis (tropical clawed frog) is the source of this 3985-nucleotide messenger RNA. It is a transcript of the gene tmem132a, whose product is annotated as transmembrane protein 132A. The coding region runs from base 400 to 3489 and encodes 1029 amino acids. The transcript has 11 exons. Lineage: Eukaryota; Metazoa; Chordata; Amphibia; Anura; Pipidae. Gene Ontology annotation, cellular component: membrane. The record is from RefSeq and is a predicted model, not a curated record.